UUAAUCCUGAAACCGGGCAGUUUUCCCAAUAACAAAUGUUUUGUUUAAUUAGUGAGUUGCAGUCUUUUCUCACUACUUACUUGCUUACUGCUCCAAACAGAGGGUAAGUCUCCAAUAAAAAGUACUAGUAAGGUUAGAAAAUGGAAAACACUUGUGAGCACUCCAGGAGGAACAAUCAUGGAAACGAGCAUUCUCAGAAAGGACUACGAAAUGAGGAUGAUGUUAAUGUGACUACACAGCAGCAGUGUCAAACACCUGAAACAUGCACAGCCUUAUCUCCAUUUGAUUACAAGAUCAUCAUAUGUGCUCUCUGUCUCCUAAUGCUUGGUGCUUUAAUAUCACUCGGUGCUUUGGGCAUUUUGUAUCACAAUAAAGUUGCUUCUACUGAGAAUUUAAGUGAGAAGCAUAAGAAUGCUACUGACCCACUAAUGAUGCUAGACUAUCAAGUAAAGGAAAUGGAGAGUACAUAUGAAAUGCAUAACGUAAAUCAUCAGGAGGUCAUCUCUUGCAAUGAGACAGAAAGGCUGUAUAAAGAACUAAUGGUGAAGCAUCAUAGGCUCAUCUUUGCCUACAGUGAGACAAAACAUCUUUAUGAGAUGCUGAGAGCCAAGUAUGAGCAAGUUCAUGAACAGAUCACUGUGUGUAAUGAUCCAACACAGCAAAACUGUACACUUUGUGGAGAAGGAUGGAAGUCUCUUGGGUUAAAGUGUUACUACUUCUCCACUGAGGAACUGAACUGGGCACAGAGUAGACAUUACUGUAUGGCGGAAGGAGGACAUCUGGUGAUUAUAACCAGACAAACUGAACAGGAUUUUCUGUCUUCUCAAAUUGAAAAAACACACUGGAUUGGCUUAAAUGACUUGGAAACUGAGGGAAAGUGGAAGUGGGUGAACAAUCAGCCGUUAAACAAGACGGGUGUAACGUUCUGGUAUAGUGCACCGGAAGGACCAUAUGAGCCUGAUAACUGGAAAGUGCAGGACCCUUCUGGGGAGAACUGUGCUGCUCUGGGUGAUGAAAAUGGUAACAUACACAAGUGGUUUGAUGCUUCUUGUCGUAAGAUAAAAAAAUACAUAUGUGAAAGGUAAAAAGACUUUUCUUCUCAUAUGGUUUUGAUCCUGAAAAGAAUAAUGUAAGAGAGAAUUUUUGGUUGUUAAGUUAUUUGAUAUUGUUAAACUUUUAUUGUAAAAAAAAAAUACAUUUACUUGUAAUAUGUGCUGUAUAUGUCACACUUUAAAUUUGAAUACAAAGCAAAAUAUAUAUAUUUUUUACUAAAACCAUUUUUUACUAUAUCUUUAUCUUUAUCUUUACUUACUAUAUCUUAAUAAGCUAUAUUUUUUCUCCUGCUCCUUAUGAGGUUUUCUGGAAGAAUGAACACCUUUCUUUCAAAAGGUCUCCGUCAGUAAGAAGACCCUCAGAGCAGGACAGAGCAAAAUGUUUUUCAUUUUAUCACUUACUUGUAUAUAUUUAUAAAUUAGCACCAGUACAGUACAGUAGGUUGUCUAAAUCAAAAUAGAAUGUUUAGUUUGAAUACCCCUAAAGAAAAUGUAAGAAA
Molecule: messenger RNA, 1552 nt
Organism: Clarias gariepinus (North African catfish)
Lineage: Eukaryota; Metazoa; Chordata; Actinopteri; Siluriformes; Clariidae
Product: C-type lectin domain family 4 member C-like
Exons: 10
Coding region: 141-1085 (314 amino acids)
Source: RefSeq, a predicted model, not a curated record